AUGGUAAAGGGGGAAAUUUUUUGGCGUGUGGACAGCGGAGUGAUGCCUGAGCAUCCUUCCUUCAGCGAGGGAAAAUGCCACCUCCAAUUAAGGGGGGAAGGGCGAGGUAAACCAGCGACACAGCCUCCAAAAACAAAAUUAUUGAGCAAGGACCUUUACGGGGAGCAGAGCCCCUUGACGAUAAGGGGCCAUGGAACCACCUGGGGCACUGCUGCUGGACGUUUUGGCAAGGCGCAAAUUUUUUGGCAAGGCAAAGGCCUGCUGGUUGGCGUUGCACUACUUGCUCAUUUAGCCAUAUACAAAGUGCUAAACAAGGAAAAGGAAAAGAAGCAGUUUUCCUUGCUGGAAUGGAUGCAGCAAUUGAAGAUGGAGUCGAGCUUGUCGAUAUCUAUAGGCUAUAACGAUGCAACACAAAAAAAAAACUUGUAUGAUGAUCUUUUUUCAAUUGGUGCAUUCAGUGCGAUGGAGAAGGGUAUCUUCCUUAGCUUCUCUGCGGGAAAAACGAAGGGCCUCAUCCCUCAUUUUGGGGGAACUGGGCACCUUGGGUUUUUGACGGUUGGAGCAAGCACGUUGGACAGAAAAUUGAGUGCAAUAGCAGUGUUAGGAAACAAUGAAGAGUUGGAUGGUGAAUUAGUUUAUGACUUUCCACAAAAGCUCUUCCCGCUUGUCUAUGCGCCGUACUGCAGGGCAAGGGGUCCGAGGUAA
Molecule: messenger RNA, 705 nt
Organism: Salvia hispanica
Lineage: Eukaryota; Viridiplantae; Streptophyta; Magnoliopsida; Lamiales; Lamiaceae
Source: RefSeq, a predicted model, not a curated record